Prorocentrum cordatum is the source of this 693-nucleotide messenger RNA. The record is from the annotation of a GenBank genome assembly. NCBI's taxonomy places the organism in Eukaryota, Dinophyceae, Prorocentrales, Prorocentraceae.
AUGGGCUGCGGCAGCUCCUCGAAGCGCGGCGCGAAGGCUCAGGUGCUCGGGAACGCCACGUCGCGUGCGGAGAAGCAGGACUUUUCGCCUCGGGGCCUGAGCCGGGGCGACGAGGCCACCGAGGAGGGCGGCGCUGCGGGGCACCCAGCCAGCGCACCGCAGGCUGACGCCGCCCGCCUGGAGGCGGUCGAGCAGCUGGCCCUGAUCCCGCAAAUCAUCAAGAAGGUCGCGGUGAUCCGCGUCCAGGCUGAGCAGUACCGGAGCGUUGUCCAGCAGGAGAUCAUCUCCAUCGAGCAGGAGGUCCUCGAGAAUCUGCAGGGCAGCACCACGGCCGGCGUGGAGAACGGCGUGGUGAUGGCCUCCUACUCCCCCGAAGACGAGGAGGCCGCGGGCACGGGCGUCAUGGAGGGGCUCGAGGGCGAGGCGCUGGAGAUCAUCGUCAAGGACGCGGGCGGCUGGGCGUACUGCCGGAAGCAGGGGCACGAGACGCCCGGCUGGCUGCCGUCCACGCGCGUGGCGGAGCUCGCGAUGCUGAAGGCGGACCACCAGGGCCAGGACAGCCAGGAGGCCACCGGCUUGCUCACCCUCAAGAAAGGCGACAUGGUCGAGGUGAUCAACCGGCACUACAGCGGCUGGACCUUCUGCAGGGAGUGGAACGGCCCGCCCCUCCCCGGCGUGCCGUCCGAGCGCAAG